Molecule: messenger RNA, 1857 nt
Organism: Sphaeramia orbicularis (orbiculate cardinalfish)
Lineage: Eukaryota; Metazoa; Chordata; Actinopteri; Kurtiformes; Apogonidae
Product: glycogenin-1-like
Exons: 7
Coding region: 1-1119 (372 amino acids)
Molecular function (GO): glycosyltransferase activity
Source: RefSeq, a predicted model, not a curated record
AUGACCCGGAAAAUGUGGGGCUUAAUUCCUGUGCUGAACUGCUCCCAGCUGCUGAGCUUCUGCCCUUCGCAGUGCAAACCCUCCGCCUCCUCCAUCAGGACCCCAGACCCCCCUCUGCACACCAUGUCAGACGAAGCUUUUGUGACACUGGCCACAAAUGACAACUAUGCCAAAGGAGCGAUGGUUCUUGGCCAGUCGUUACGAAACCACAACACCACCAGGAAACUGGUCGCCCUCGUAGGACCACAUGUUACAGAACGCUGCAGAGAUGUACUGCACUCUAUUUUUGAUGAGGUGUGUGUUGUUGAUGUCAUGGACUCCGGUGAUUCGGCUCAUCUGGCCCUGAUGAAACGUCCAGACCUGGGGGUGACGUUCACCAAGCUGCACUGCUGGACUCUCACACAGUACAGCAAGUGUGUGUUCAUGGAUGCAGACACACUGGUGCUGUCAAACGUAGAUGAACUCUUUGAGAGGGAGGAGCUAUCUGCGGCGCCAGAUCCUGGUUGGCCGGACUGUUUCAAUUCUGGGGUGUUUGUCUUCAGGCCGUCCAACGAAACACACGAGAAAUUACUUACAUUCUGUGAGGAAAACGGCAGCUUCGACGGUGGAGACCAGGGGGUUCUCAAUAGUUUCUUUAACACCUGGGCGACAGCAGACAUUUCCAAACACCUUCCCUUUAUCUACAACCUCAGCAGUAUCGCCAUCUACUCAUACCUGCCAGCAUUUAAACAGUACGGCCGUGAUGCCAAGGUAGUGCACUUUCUGGGCAAAGUGAAGCCCUGGAGCUACUCCUACAACGCUCAGAGAGGUGAGGUCAAAGGCCACUCUCUAUCCCAAGAUCAGCUGCACCCGGACUACCUGCUCAUGUGGUGGCAGAUCUACGCCAAAUCUGUGCUACCUUUACUGCAGAAAGCGUACGGUGAUGCUCCCUUCGACAGCGGCUUUGCUGAGAGUACGUUUCAUGAAGACAAGAGGGAUCAGCCGGCGCCCUGUGCUCCUCCACCUCAAAAGAUUUCAUCAGCGGAGAGGAAACAGCGCUGGGAGGCUGGCCAAAUUGACUACAUGGGUGAUGAUUCAUUUGCUAACAUUGAGCGCAAACUGGACUCCUUCUUAAAGUAGCAGCGGGCCACAACGACACAAGAGAGCGCCACUCGAAGCUCCGUGUCUGUGGGGAGUAAUCCAACACUCAGCCAAUCACAGGCUUUGACUAGCAGGUGUGUAAAUGAAGGCCACUGCGAGUUUGAGCUUCACUCUCUUCAUCCUGUCACUGUGUAUCAAUGACAGACUAUACAUGCGACACAAUUCCCGUCUGCUCUCACCACAAAAUAUUUGUCCCUUAAAAGAAGUUUAAAACAAGGUUGAUACUUAAGGAAAAAGUAAUUUUUUUUUUUUUUUCAUUUUCUUGCUGAGGUGAGGUUGGGAAGAUUUUUACUGCUGAUUUGUCUGCUGCAACAGCCACCAUAGCUACAUUUAUUCUGCCAGUUGUAGUGUGAUGCUUGACCCUUGACCCAUGACCAGUAUCAGGUUCCCAUGUGAACUGGUCACGGUCUUGAAUCAACCUGUGCAAAAAAAAAAAAAAAAAACAAUAGCAAAGACAUCACAUGCAGCAACGUCACUGUACUACUAAAAUAAACACGACGUCACGGUUUAGCUUCAUUUAUAAUUCAAGCUGCAGCAAAAACCUGCGUAUUUGUGUUCAGAUGACUGCAAAGAUGUGCAUGAGGAAGAAAACCACAGCCAAUUUUUUUUUUCCUCAGUGACACUCUGCUAGUCUAGCAUUGUGAUGAAUGUCAAUCUGAAGUGGCAUAAAAGUCACAUGAUUUCUGACAUGACUGUUUUGGAUGAGAGUUGCAGUGU